AAAAAUUUGAAAUUUUUUUUUAAAUACCUUAUAAUUUUAAUUUAAAAUCAUUAUUAAUGAUGAAUUUUGUUAGUUUAAAGAUUUACAAAUUUUCAAUCGCGGUUAUGUUUAUCCCUAAAUUAAUAUUUAAAAGUGAUUGAAGUGAGGUAAAUUAAACAAAUAUAGUGAUAACGUUAUCAGUUUUAUUAUUUAUUACACAUAAGUUUUAGAUAUUUUAAAUAAUUCAACAUGAAGAAUGAAGAAAGUAAAAAAAUCUUAGUCACUGGAUUUGGACCUUUUGGUAAACAUACAGUAAACGCCAGUUGGGAGGCAGUGAAGGAAUUAGAAAAAAUGUCUGAUGAUUUAAAUAUAAAAUAUGGUAUUCAAUUAAUUACGGAAAAUGUGCCUGUUGCUUAUGAUCAUGUUUCAAAACGAAUUCCUGAACUUUGGGAGCAACAUAAACCAAUAAUGGUUUUGCAUUUAGGAGUUUCUCAUCUAGCAAAAUGUCUAACAAUCGAAUGUAGAGCAUGUAAUAAAGGAUAUAAUAGACCAGAUGUAAAUAAUAAAUUAUUGAAUAAUAGUGAUAAUGUGGAAAAAUUAUUAAAAACAACAAUUGACGUUGAUACAUUAUGUUCAUAUGUAAAUAAUAAUUCAUCAAAAACUGGUUGUUUUGCCUGUAUUUCUGAAGAUGCUGGACGCUAUUUGUGUGAAUUUAUUUUUUAUAAUUCAUUGAACAUUAAUCCCGAACGUGCCUUAUUUAUUCACGUACCUGAAUUACAUAUAUACAACAGUAAUCAAACUGCUAAAGGAAUUUAUGACAUUAUUUGUCAUUUAAUAGAAUGCAAACAAAAUGAAUGAAUCAUUCAUUAUAAUUAUCGUCUGAUCUAAAUAUAUAUUAAUUAUAAAAAGCAGUAUUAAUGUAAAAUUAAAAAUUUAUAUUAAUAAAAAUGUAUAUUUUAAAAUUC
Leptopilina boulardi is the source of this 944-nucleotide messenger RNA. Its product is annotated as pyroglutamyl-peptidase 1. Gene Ontology annotation, biological process: proteolysis. The coding region runs from base 229 to 837 and encodes 202 amino acids. The record is from RefSeq and is a predicted model, not a curated record. NCBI's taxonomy places the organism in Eukaryota, Metazoa, Arthropoda, Insecta, Hymenoptera, Figitidae. Gene Ontology annotation, molecular function: pyroglutamyl-peptidase activity. The transcript has 3 exons. Gene Ontology annotation, cellular component: cytosol.